CUCUAACGCUCCAACCGUGAGCAAUUCUGCGAUUUUUGCGCAACCAUGGGGGACGAUGGCAUGAUCAUGAACUUUGACCUUGGGGAUGCCCCCUUGGUCACAAAGCAAGUUUUUCAAGGAGGGCGGUGGAAAGACAGAUUGGCGGCAAAGAGAAGCGUCCAAAAGCGGGCAACUCCACGAUCGACAAAUCCUUCCGAGAGGGAAAUAUUCAAGGAAAAACGACAUGAUGUUAGCACGGAAGAAUAUAUCGGCCCUGGAGCAGCACCAAGGCCACCGAAGAGACAACGAGUCGACGACUCUGAGAAGAACCCAAACCGGGUACCUCUUUCCUCCAGCAAAACUACAACUGGAAGCGAACGAGGUGCUAGGAGGAGAGUCUCGUCAUUCCAGGAGGAUAAAAGAUCUGCAUUUGUGGCUGGAAAGCUACCGCCUGGCAGUAUAAAUACAGGUGGGAAGAAAGCGAUCUCAUUCCAGGACGACACAAGACCAGCUUUUGUUGCUGGGAAACUGCCACCCGGGAGCAUAAAUACUGGGGUGAGAAGGACAGUCUCUUUUCAAGAUGACUCCAGACCAGCUUUUGUAUCCGGAAAGCUACCUCCAGGAAGCAUAAAUGGUGGCCCGAAACGAGAUGUGCCCUACCAGGAGGAGACGAGACCUGCUUUCGUCUCAGGAAAACUCCCACCUGGGAGCAUCAAUGUGGGUAUGAAAAGGACUACAAAAUUUGAGGACGACCCGAGGCCGGCAUAUGUAUCUGGCAAGCUCCCACCUGGAAGUCUUAGUGGUGGGAAGCCAAACCAAAUCAUUUCAUCGCUUUUCUCAUUUAACCCAUCCUCGAAAACAAAAUUCGAAGAGCCAGAAGCCGAGGUGGAGUCAGCAAAACCUUCGAAUGCACCACUAACUGAAGAAAUGGCUACUUUCACGGCGCUCGGCCUAUCGAGAAGAUUGGCUGCUCAUUUGUCAACCAAGAUGGACAUGAAAGCGCCAACUGCAAUUCAAAAGGCGGCAAUUACUCAGAUGGUGAAAGACGACAGCGAUGCUUUCAUACAGGCAGAGACCGGAUCUGGAAAGACCCUGGCCUAUCUCUUACCAAUUGCUGAGCGAAUCAUGGGGAUGAGUAGCGCAGAUGUGCAAGUCCACAGAGACUCUGGUCUCUUUGCUAUAGUUCUCGCGCCAACACGAGAAUUGUGCAAGCAAAUCGCAACCGUCCUUGAGAAGAUUUUGAGAUGUGCUCCAUGGAUUGUAAGCACUACUGUGAUUGGAGGGGAAGGAAAGCAGUCGGAGAAGGCUAGGUUACGGAAAGGGGUGAACAUCUUGAUUGCAACACCUGGACGGCUGGCAGACCAUUUAGACAAUACCGAGGUCCUGAAUGUGAGCACCGUGAAAUGGUUGGUAUUGGAUGAGGGUGAUCGAUUGAUGGAGCUGGGAUUCGAAGAAGAGAUCAAGGGAAUCGUCGAGAAGAUUGAGAAGAGGGGGUCAGCGGCCAACAGCAAAAGCAUUCUUGACUUGAAGAAACUGCCAAGUCGAAGGAUUACAGUUCUCUGCUCAGCAACAAUGAAAAUGAACGUCCAGAGACUUGGCGAAAUCAGUUUGAAGGAUGCUGUACACAUCCAAGCUGACCCGACCGAAGAAGAAGCCGCGAAGGCUGCAAAGGACAAGGUUGAUGGUGUCGUUCCAGAUGACAAGAAGUUCUCAGCACCGGCACAAUUGAAACAGGCAUACGCCAUCAUACCAGCCAAAUUACGGCUCGUCAGUCUGGCUGCAAUCCUGAAACGAGCCUUCGCACGACGAGGAUCGGUGAUGAAGGCAAUCGUUUUCAUCUCUUGUGCUGAUUCCGUGGACUUCCACUUUUCGCUGUUUAGUCGUCCACUCGAGGCCGCACCCGAAGAUGGAGAGCCAGUUGGUGAACCACCGACAAUUACCAAGACGGAUCUGACGAAAGACACCAUCGCUCUCGGAACCGCUUUCUCGAGCAAAACAAAUUUUGUCAUCGUCCACAAGCUUCAUGGUUCUCUUGCUCAGAAUAUACGAACAGCAACUCUCAAAGCGUUUACCGAAUCCGCAGAGCCUUGUGUGUUGAUCUGCACAGAUGUUGCUUCUCGAGGUCUUGAUCUACCAAAUGUUGACUACGUUGUGGAAUACGACCCACCAUUCAGCGCAGAUGAUCAUCUGCAUCGUGUUGGAAGAACGGCUAGAGCUGGAAAGGACGGUCGAGCUUUGAUCUUCCUCCUUCCAGGCGAGGAAGAAGAGUACGUCUCUGUUCUUGCAUCAGGAUAUCGGGAUGGCAAGAAAUCUCUGACACACAACACCUCGGAGGAUAUCUUAAGGAAGGGAUUUGGUGGAUCGGGGCGAGAGUGGGAAGAGCGCGCUACAGAGUGGCAAUUGGAUGUUGAACGCUGGGCACAAGAAUCUCCCAAAUAUCUUGAGAUGGCGCGUCGUGGAUAUCAAAGUCAUAUUCGUGCAUAUGCAACGCAUGUGGCGAACGAGAGAAAAUACUUCAACAUGCAGACGCUUCAUCUUGGACAUUUGGCGAAGGCAUUUGCUUUACGAGACAAACCUGGUAGCAUUAAAGUACCCGGGUUGAGACCUGCGAAGAUGACCAAGGCAGAUAGAAGUGUGGCCGCCAGGAAAGCUAAGAGAGGAGAGGUGGAGGAUAAGGCGCCAGAAGGAGAGAGGGUCCGGAAGCAGAGGAAGCUCGAUCUGGACGCACCGGCAGUGGAUGGCAACGAUGCCAUACGGAGGAUGAAAAAGAAGAUGAAAGAACACAUGUCUGUGGCAUCAGAAUUUAAUAUUGGAUGAGUAGUCGGAAAACAAAUCGAGAUACCCAACUCCUUAUCCAUAGGGAGGUGAGAAUAGGGAAGAUUCGUGAACAGAAACCCGCGAAUCUGUGACUUUAAUGCGGACCUGAACUCAACCAGAACAACCAGUAGACAAUCUCAAUACUGUGCAG
Messenger RNA from Cadophora gregata, 2947 nucleotides. It is a transcript of the gene DBP7, whose product is annotated as ATP-dependent RNA helicase dbp7. Lineage: Eukaryota; Fungi; Ascomycota; Leotiomycetes; Helotiales; Ploettnerulaceae. The transcript has a single exon. Gene Ontology annotation, biological process: ribosome biogenesis. The coding region runs from base 46 to 2796 and encodes 916 amino acids. The record is from RefSeq and is a predicted model, not a curated record. Gene Ontology annotation, molecular function: ATP binding; nucleic acid binding. Gene Ontology annotation, cellular component: nucleus.